Molecule: messenger RNA, 1071 nt
Organism: Eremothecium sinecaudum
Lineage: Eukaryota; Fungi; Ascomycota; Saccharomycetes; Saccharomycetales; Saccharomycetaceae
Gene: BCD1
Product: Bcd1p
Exons: 1
Coding region: 1-1071 (356 amino acids)
Biological process (GO): box C/D snoRNP assembly; maturation of LSU-rRNA from tricistronic rRNA transcript (SSU-rRNA, 5.8S rRNA, LSU-rRNA); snoRNA localization
Cellular component (GO): nucleus; pre-snoRNP complex
Source: RefSeq, a predicted model, not a curated record
AUGCUACUCAUGGAGGGUUUGACAGGUAACUCUAGCUGUGAGGUUUGUAAUUGCGAUUCUUUUAAAUACAAAUGUCCUAAAUGUCUUAAACGAACUUGUUCUUUGAAAUGCUCAAAAGAACACAAGAAUAUUGAUCAAUGUUCUGGGAUGGCAAAUGAGCCCACUGAAUAUGUUUCCAGUGACGCUCUCAAACAGGCUAAUACGAAAGAUGAGAUGAACAAGAUUGUGCAGCGAGAUUAUAAUUUCCUUAAUAAUGUAGGUCGAUAUAUCCAGGUGUUGAAGCAAGAUGGGCAGAAAAUAACAGGGAAGAAUUUUCGACAAGCUGUGCCGAACCAAGUUGGUAAGCCACAGCGGAUUAUCAGGCGGGGUGUUAAGUGCUUGUUGUUGCCGAAGGGUAUGCAGCGGUCAUUAUCGAAUAAAAGUAAGUGGGACAAACCGCUUGAUACAUUUGUAUGGUCUAUAGAGUGGGUCCUGGUAAAAGAUGGGAAUGAGGCCGAAAAGCUGACACAUUUGUCACAUAGAAAUCAGGAACAGCUCCCGUUGGUAGAAUGUAUAGGUAAAAGCAUAUUUGAAAAGUGUAUGGAAUGGUUUGGAAAUCCAUCGGCGCUUGAGGCUGUUGGUGAGCAUAUGGUCAAAGAAGAUCGAUCUAGGCUGCUGCUAGAAAGUGACAUAAAAUUCUAUACAAAGUGGUUUCCUGUCGACUUGGAGACGUUUAGCGAUUCGAAGAGAGUUGUUGAAAUAGACCCUAGACGCUGUAUUGGAGAGCUGUUAAAAGAAAAGACAGUAAUUGAAUUUCCGACGAUAUAUGUUACGACAAGCAAAGAAGCGUUGAGUAAACUUGGACUCACGGUUGUUGAAGAGAACUACAAUAGGGAUUCUAGUUCUUCAUCUUGCAGUGAUUCUGAAUCGGAUACAAGCUCCAGCGAGGACAGUGAUGAUUCUUCUGAUUCAGAUGAAGCACCAGAGGAGUUGCCAGUCAAUGCGGUACCAGAGGUACAUACUGAAGAUAGAUCUGAUGAAAGUGGCGAUGAUUACACACCUGGAAUAUCGCUCGACUUCCUAGCGGAUUGA